GCUCUCCCGUGGCGGUCGCGAUAUAUCCGCGCUGAGCACCGAGAGCCGGAGAGGACUCGUUCGACGAGAGAGAGAGCGCCGAGGAGGAAAUAUAUACAUAUAUAUCGGAGGACUCUAGCCGUGCGCGUUACGCGUGUGUGCACAGUGUGUGCGUGCCGACGGCAACGUCUCUCAGUGAGCGCGGUGCGCUCUCUCUCCUCUCUGCCGUGUCCCUUUCCCCCGUGUUCCCCCCUCGCUCCCCCAGCGCCCUGCGCCCCAUCGUCCACGUCGUCUUCCUUUCUUCCCCCCUCGCUCUCACCCGCUCGCUAUUCCCUGCCUCGCUUUUCUUUCCCUCGCUCCCGUCCCACUCUCUCUUUCUUUCUCUCUUGCCAUCGGUCGGGACGACCGUAUAGAAUGCACGACAACGCUGCUGUCGUCUGCUCGCGCGCUCCCUUUGUCGUCAUCGUCACCUUCCUCCGCGCCGUCCGCGUCGCGCGUUGAUCGCGGGAUCGCGCCGCGAGGGUGACCGCGCCGCGAGCCGACGGGGACCUAUACUACCGGUGAAAAGUGCCGUGCUCGGUGAUUACGCGCGAAGAAGAUGGAGAUCGAGGCGAAGCAGCGUAGCCAGAAGAACCGACGGCGGGAGCGGGCGCAGCGCAUGCUGGCGCAGAGGGAGAGCCUGGCCACCGCGAAGCAGCAGCAACAGCAGCAGCAGCAGCAACAGUCGCAGCAGUCGCGGCAACGGCCGUUGAACGACGAGGAGGACAGCCACAGCGGCGAGGACGAGGACCCCGCCGGCGGUGGCGGUGGCGGUGGCGGUGGUGGCGGCGGCGGUGCCGGCGGCGGUGGUGGCGGCGGCGGCCUCGGACUCGGCGCCAAGACCGGUCACCCGCGGGACGGCCACUCGCGACCGCCCAGGCCACCGCGGCCCCCGAGGCCCCGUAAGAAGUCUUCCCUCGCGGCCGCCAACCAGAAGGAGCCACCUUUCGAGGAGGACAUUAUCGACGGAUUCGCCAUCCUCGCCUUCCGCACGUACGAGGAACUCGAGAGUGCAAUAAAGUUAGCUGGUAAAAAUAAUGUCAAGAAGCUGCACACGCUGCUAUCGAUAGUGGAGGAGAAGCCAAAGGUGGACACGGGGCAGAAUAACAGGCACAACGAGCACCACAUCAAAAACAAUUUCAAGCACAACCAUUACACACACAAUUCCAUACUGACACCCUCGACGCUAAACCAGGGCCUAGAUGCAGGUACAAGCGACGAUAGUGGCAGAGCGUCUGAACAGUUGCACGGCCCUGGUAUACCUAGGGAUUGCCAGGACGCAGACAGUUCCAGGGACCAUCUCAGCGAUGCUAGCAGUCAUUGCAGUUCGGGUAAAGGUUAUAUCUGUGAUAGUGAAGGAGAAGACGAUAAGGGCUCGGAUGCCGAAUCUAUACUCUUUGAAUCUUCUACCCCACCACCUCUCACACGUAAAUACGAAUUGCCGUCUUCUUCGCCACACGUUUUACCACCCACAAACGGGGCAGGCGGAUCUCCACCGGACACGGGUGGUCAAACUUCUAAUCCAGCAACGAAUGCUCCGGCACCUAUACCACCUCCUGUGCCUGCGUCUGCACCAGUUCCAACAGCGCCGAGUCCUCCCAGCCCCACGUUGCCUCCACACAUAUCCCAGCCUCCUAUGACUAGUCCUUUGGCAGCGAAUCCACGUGCAAUAGCUCCGCAACAGCGGCCAGCUUCCCCUGCUCUGCCACCACCCUCUCUAUCCCAGCAACCGCACACUACGAUACCUGCAUUGCAUCCACCUAUUGGGCCUCUCGUCUCGAGUCAUACAACUAGUCCAGCGGUAGCCAGUUUAGGUGUUACGCCGGCAGCACCAUCGAACGGGGCGGCCACCACGAGUUAUCCACCGCCCAUACCUAUAGCUGCGUAUCCGCAGACACAACCGUCGUAUCCACCGCUCUACACUCCGUACACCGCUUUAAAUCACAGCCCGUAUCUGCCACCCGCGGUACCAUCCCCUUCUCAUUCUGCUUCGUCUCGCGCUGACGUGAGAGGAAGUAGAGCUUCCCCCUGUACCAACCUAAAACAGACUAUAGGAAAUAACCUCGCGAGUCAUAGUAAUACUCCAUUGAGCGCUGCCACCACAACAUGCGUAUCCACUAUAACUAAUACAGUUACCACGGCAAAUACUAUCGCUCAUAGAGACAUGGUGGCCUGCAGUCUGUCUGGACGAAGCAACAACUCUCCACGUGGACAUAGCCCCAGUCGGGAAAGGGAUAGUUACAGCAGUAACGUGAGUAGUCUAAGCCGAGGCAGCAUAACGCCUGUUAGUGUGCCAAACACCUCCUCUCCAGCCAAUUCUAGUCUACCUGCAUACACCAAGCCACAAGGUUGGAUUAGCAGCAACACAGCUUCCCAGCUGUCCCCAGCGACAGCUACGUCUGUCCCGAGGCCAACUCCGCCACCAGUACCACUCGGCAUACACACGUUUCCACCACCGAUGUUCGCAGCACCUUUACCACCGCCAGUGUCUAGUUCAAGCCCGCAUACUUCACUGCCCUCGCUUCCCCCGCCGACGACUAAUCCUAAUCCGUUUUCCGCGGAGUCUCUGUUCCAAACAAGGGUGACACAUGUUACAGGUCAGGCAGACCUUCUGAGGAGAGAACUCGAUAGUAGGUUCUUAGCGUCUCAAGACAGAAAUGUUGGAGUUGGAGUGGGGAAUUUGGGUCCACCGGCGUAUCUUAGAACGGAAAUGCAUCAUCAUCAGCAUCAGCAUACGCAUGUACAUCAGCACACGACACCGUUGUUGCCAACAGCUGCAGCGUCAACGCUUUUCCCACCUCCAAUUUUUAAGGACAUCCCAAAAUUGGGAGGAGUCGAAUCGCCAUUUUUUCGUGGAAACUUAAACCUUUCUGGUUAUUCUGGUUUUAACACUGGCCUUCUUCAUCCCGGAAUUGGACCGCCUUCAACACCUUUCGUGCCACCUAAUCACUUGACUCCGUUCGCGCCAAAGAAAAGUGGAAAAUGGAAUGCAAUGCACGUGCGCAUUGCGUGGGAGAUAUAUAAUCAUCAACAAAAGCAACAGGCUGAAGCUAAGGCGGGAGGUGUCGUUAGUACCAAAACUGAGUUAUUAAGACCACCUGGCCAUCUUUAUCCAGGGGGACCAGCCAGUGGCCUUGGACUCGGUGCACCAUCAAUGGCACCUCCGUUUCCAACUAACAUGCCGUCUGCUCAUCCCCCACCACCACCACCCCAUCCUGUCGGAUUUCUGUCUGCAACGACCUCACAUUUAGGUAAUAGAGGAACAGGAAUAUCUCCUUUUGGAAGAUAUCCAUCAACAUUCGGCGCGGCAAAUCCGAAUUUUCCGAAUCUUUCAACUUUUCCACCAAGGGAAAUGCCUCUAGGUGGACUUGGUGCGGUGCAUGAUCCAUGGCGAGGAUUGCAACGCGCUACUACUGGAUUCCCACAGACUACUGUUUCGUGGGGCUUGAAGCCGGAACCUCCUGCGAUAGACAGGCGCGCCGAGUUGGAAGAACGGGAGCGCGAGCGCGAACGGGAAAGAGAACGCGAACGGGAGCGUGAACGUGCCGAACGGGAACGCGAACGUAUCAGACGCGAGAGAGAACGGGAGAGGGAGAGAGAGGAGCAACGUGAGAGAGAAAGGCGGGAACGCGAGAAGGAAGAGAAGAGGAAACAGCAGGAAGCGGCCGAACGGGAGCGAGAAAGGCGGGACAAGGAGCGCCGUGAGAUGGAGAGGCGCGAGAUGGAACGUGAGAGACUGCUUCACCAGAAUCGACAACAUAUGGUUGUUUCCCGAGAUCGUUCGCCGCUCAGAAACGGCUCGGCGCCUUUGGAUACCGGGGAAGUGCGCGUAAAGGAGGAACCACGCAGCAAAGACGACGAAGUUGUAAUGCUUCCACGACCGCCGGUACCCGGCCCCGGAACGACAGGGUCCGCGCAAGGACCUGGACCAAAUCCACUGCCCGAUCCGAGAUACCAUCACCCGCAUCCGCAUGCCUAUCUUACGAGGCAUCCGCAUAGUAUGCCAGCAUCGCAUUCUAUGCCGCGUAGCAUGCUUCCCAGUUUAAGCGCACAUCCAAUGCAACAUUUUCCACCGCCAUCUGCGCCUGCCGGUCAACCGGGAGCCCCUUGGUCGAGCGAUCCUUUCCGGGAGUACCGGUUCGACACGUUACAACAGCUACGAUAUAACCCGUUAGUAGCGGCGUUCAGAGCCGAAGAAGAGGAACGGGCGAAAUUGUACGCCGGCUAUCCCCCACCGCCGGUAAACACGCUCAGAAGUAAGGACCCUAGUCCAGGUCCGCUCAGCAACUUGCAUAUGCAUCAUAGAGCGGGACCCGGUCCAGGAGUACCGUCACGUCCGCUUGAAAACGCCCUUAUGCACGCGGAUAUUCAUAAGAAAGAGGACGGAUCGCAGUCUCGAUGAUACAUCGUUCCGGCGUCCUCGGUUUCUGCGAGCGAACGCACUGACGGGCCGACCUUUUGAGCACCCCACCCAGUUAACUCUCGAAGCUCGGUGCUGAUAUUUUGCUAACAGAGAAGAAGCGUUAUUUAAAAAAAAAAAGAAAGAAAAUGUAUAUAGAUACUAUAUAAAUAUAUAUAAUAUUUAUAGUUAUCGAGAAAAAGAGUACGGAAACGCGUAGAACUAUUGUGAAAACGUAACGAAGAUGCCUUGCUAGUAAUGCCGGUGUUCCACCAAUAACGGCGGCUAAAUGAAUGAUGACGUUUCGUGAAGUAAUUACGGAGGCAUCGCUGAUGUAUCACAAAUAAUAACGCUGUCGUUAUGUGAUUUCUGCAGUUUCAGUGAUCUGACUGUCUGUAGUGGUAACGAGCUCUAAUUAUUACGACGAUAACUAUGCGUACAUUUUAAAAAAGUAUCGUGUGUAAUAUUAAUAGUUAUUAUAGAACGUGAGGCGAUGGCUACGUAAAAAGGGAAAAAAACGAAUCCGAGUUAGGAGAAAGAGUUUAAGCGGAUCUCUAUUAUUACUCAAAAAAUUAUUUAAUUAUUUAUUUAUUGCGACGUAUAAAUGAACUUGAAUCUCUACUACUGACGUACAAGUGCGCGUAAGAUUUGCCCUUAUUUAAUUGAUGUAAUAUACAAAUGAUCGAAUGUAAAUUUUACUUCUUAGACUUUAAUUUGUAUAUUAGAGACGGUAGAAAAAGAGGAGAGGGUAUAUAAAAUGAAAUGUGUUCUUUGGCUUUCGGCGGCACAUGCUUUUUUCAUUUGCAUGCUGACUAAAAGCACUCUCGUGCUUUCCUGUGAUAUAAAAAAGAAAAAUUAAUCAAGAGUAGUAGAUCAUUGAUUCUUUUAUCCCAAAAAGUCGAAGAUACAAAUAAAAUGAAAUCAAACUAUCUCUGAUAAAGUUAUGACAAUUAGAUUCUUUUUUUAUUUUAUUUUCGAAAACACAGGAUGACGCUUACUAUACCAGCAGUUUGUCCGUGCCAAAGUGCUUCAAUCAAAGAAUAUUUAAUACUGUGUGCAUGUGCAUGUAACAUUCACAGUGGUUUUUUAAUACGUUCCCAAAAAUUAAAAUUAUUACAUUUUUGUCCUUCUCUUUUAACCAUUCUUUCAAUUCUCAGCCAUAUACGUCGUUGUGUUACCAGAGAGCCAAUUACGAGAUCUCUUAAAAGUUCUGUGCCAUGGACCAGGUUACGUUCGAAUAUUCCUGGUGCCUCAAAAGAAAAAACGCGAUUUUUCCGAGUAAUCGAAAUAAUUCCCAGACUCUGUUCCGUUUAUAUUGUAAAAUCACAGUAAAAUUGUAUAUUAUAUAAUUAACAAACUAUACACACGCAGUUUAAAAAUUGUAGAUAUUUUUCAUCGACGCAAAGUUACAAUGUGAUGCAAUGAUUUUGUUCAUGUAGAUAUCGCGAAGUAUAAAAGAGGAUUUUGUGUGAAUAGGUUUUUUCUAAAACUGAUUCUUUGUAAAAGGGUCUAAUAAUCAUAGUUUCUAUCAA
Molecule: messenger RNA, 5949 nt
Organism: Temnothorax curvispinosus
Lineage: Eukaryota; Metazoa; Arthropoda; Insecta; Hymenoptera; Formicidae
Gene: tay
Product: fibrosin-1-like protein
Exons: 16
Coding region: 578-4420 (1280 amino acids)
Source: RefSeq, a predicted model, not a curated record